Molecule: messenger RNA, 618 nt
Organism: Perkinsus marinus ATCC 50983
Lineage: Eukaryota; Perkinsozoa; Perkinsida; Perkinsidae
Product: reverse transcriptase, putative
Exons: 1
Coding region: 1-618 (205 amino acids)
Source: RefSeq, a predicted model, not a curated record
AUGCUCCAAGGUGAUGACCUUGCUAUGACCUUGGAUUAUGCUGUCCCCAAUUUUCACGACGAGAAGGUCACCUUCCCGAUCUUUGAUGUGUCUAAGCCUGAGACUCGAAGAUACGGUGCCCUCUGUGAAGAGUACAGCAGCUUCUUUGUCAAUAAGCCUGGUCAUUGUGGUCUUGUAGAGCAUGGUAUCCCCAUUACCGACGAUGUUCCUGUUGCUGAGAGAACCCGCCCUUUGCCACAUAAAUGGCGUGCGGAAAUAUCAGCGCAACUUGAAGAGCUGGAGCGUGAUGGUCAUAUCAUUCAUUCGACCUCCCCGUACAAAUUCCCCUGUGUCUUUGUACCGGAGAAAAACGGUAAAGUUCGCAUGUUUGUGGAUUACCGGUCCUUGAAUAAGGUUGCCAAGGUGGAUUCUUACCCGUUACCCCAACCCGAUGACGUACAAGAACACUUAUCUGGGGCCAGUGUCUUUUUGAUCCUAGAUUUGAGAAGUGGAUACUGGCAAUUGCAGGUCCGACCUUCGGAUUGUCAUCGUACUGCAUUCUGUUCUGGACCCGGAUUCCCUCUUCAUGAGUGGGUCCGGAUGCCUCUCGGACUAUCUAAUGCACCAGCUAGCUUUUAA